Molecule: messenger RNA, 9655 nt
Organism: Panthera uncia (snow leopard)
Lineage: Eukaryota; Metazoa; Chordata; Mammalia; Carnivora; Felidae
Gene: WASF2
Product: WASP family member 2
Exons: 10
Coding region: 4219-5715 (498 amino acids)
Biological process (GO): actin cytoskeleton organization; positive regulation of Arp2/3 complex-mediated actin nucleation
Cellular component (GO): cytoskeleton
Molecular function (GO): Arp2/3 complex binding; actin binding; protein kinase A regulatory subunit binding
Source: RefSeq, a predicted model, not a curated record
GGUGGGGCUGCGUCCCAGGGCGGGGAAUCGCCUAAUGGCGGACGCGGGCCGGGCGAGCGCGGCUGGGGGCGUAGCGCGCUGAGGGGGGUCUGGCUGUGUGGCGUCCCGGGAGGCGGCCAGCGGGAACGGACCCCGCGCGGAGAAGGGCGGCUGGCCGGCCCCUCUGUCGCUGAGGGCGGCCGCGCGAGACCAGAUGAGGAAACUGAAGCCCAGAGUGAGAAUUAUAUCAAUCAUCUUUGAUUUAGAAGACAUUGUAGAAGUCAUCCAAUCUGACCUCUCAACAUCAACAUCCUACAGUCUGGGAAUGUCUCCUGCAACAUUCCUGAUAGCUGGUCAUCCACAGGACUGUACUGGGAACUCAUAACCUCUGAAGAGAACCCAUUCUAAUAUAGGACUGCUCUAAUUAAAAGGAACUAGCUAAACUGAAGUCUGUUUCUCUAUAACUUUUAUCUCCGCAGUGGUCAGUCCUCUCCUGUGUAACAUCUCCCAAGGUGUAAGACCUUCUCAAACCCCAUAUUAGCAAAUAUCAUUAUAGCAUAUAAUUCCCUAAUCAAAGUAAAAUAUAACUGAAAAAGAACUUUAUUUUUUUGUUUGUUUUGCUGUUGUUGUUUUUGAGAGAGGGGAAAUGUGUGUGAGCAAUGGAAAGGGACAGAGGGAGAGUCUUAGGCAGGCUCCAUACUCAGCGCAGAGCCCGACACAGGGCUUGAUCUCAGGACCCUGAGAUCAUGACCUGAACUGAAAUCAAGUAUCAGACGCUUGGGGAGCCUGGGUGUCUGAGUUGGUUAAGUGUUGGACUUUGGCUUAGGUCAUGAUCUUGCAGUUUGUGAGUUCGAGCCCCACGUCGAGCUCUGUGCUGACAGCUCAGAACCUGGAGCCUGCUUCCGAUUCUGUGUGUGUCUCUCUCUCUGCCCCUCCCUGUUCGCACUCUGUUGUGUCUCUCAAAAAAAUAAUAAAACGUUUAAAAAAAAAAAAGUGUAAGACACUUAGCCCACUCAGCCACCCAGGUGCCCCAGAACUUUAUUGAUCCUGGAAGACAGGUCAUUCACUCUUUCAUGGCUCCAAAACUUCUUUUGGCACCUAAGAACCACUACUUUCUUGGUUUUCUUCACUUUCUCUUUUUUUCUGUCACUGACACUAACAUUUACUACCCCUUUUCAUGGUACUUUUAAAAAGAGACAUAUGUCUUAUCACUUUGUGAGUAUAACUGUACAAACCUAUUGAGAGAGUAGCAAAUAGGACUGAAGAGUUAGCCUUACCCCUACAACCUGUCCUCAUUCAUAUUUGCUAGCUGUAGUGGGCCUCUCCAUUUCUCUUGUCAUUGUCUUAACCUGUGAAGAGUCCCAACUGAUCUAUUUAUCUCCAGCCUUCUCCUGCCCAAAUAUAACUUCUUUGCUUCUGUUAGAAUGACUUGUCUAAAAUGCAAAUUUGGCCAUGUUACUUCCUUAAUACGGUGGUUUCUCAACACCCAGUACUCCACAGAUUUUCCACUAAAUGACUACUGAUGAUAGAGGAGCCUUUCUCAACUGGAUUUCCAUGAGAGAAUUAAACCCUAAUGCCAUUAGGCAUCCAUUGUAUAUAAUGUAUUAACUUUUUCUCCAAUGCAUCUGGAAUGGUGCUAGUAGUUAUGUACGGUCUUGAGGAGAAUUGAGAAAAUAGUCACUCUAAUCAUUUUCUUUGUUCUGUGGAUCAGAUGAGGAACUCAGUGUGAAAGAGUGGAGAGAGAGAGAAUGUGUGUUCUUCAGGAGGUCCAGAAGCCUGGCUGGGAGCAACCUCUGGAGGAAAUAAACCUCAGUAAAUUUCAUUUAAGUCCAGGGUUUCAUCUUUACAUUUGUUUCAUCUUUACGUUCAUCUUUGCGUUCUACCACACGAUAUGUCUAUAGUUGAGGGUGUUUAAAAAUAUUUAUCAAUGCAUAAAGUUGAUUUUACAGUAAGAUUUUCCUAGGGUCCAUGGACUACAAAAUAACUACCUUUUUAUUUAGCCUUGUAGUAGACAUUUUAUGUAUGUUACAUUAUUUAAUGUCUCCAGGAAAAUUGCCCAAGAUCACAUAGCUAGUAAGGUUAUCAGAGUCACGGUACUAACCCUAGUAUGUUUGAAUGGCACAACUUGAAGCUGAGUUGAGUCAAGAGCCUUGAGAGUCUUUGCCCAUUUCUAAGUUUAUCUUCACUGGAAUGUAGGCUUUUUUUUUUUUUUCCUAACGAAGUUACUGUUGUGUUUCAGAUCAUGCAUAAUUCCAUACUUCUUAUGGUGAAUAUAACUAACUUAAAAAAAUUUUUUUAAGGUUCUUGUUUAUUUUUGAGAGAGAGAGAGAGAGAAGGAGACAGUGCACGAGCAGGGGAGGGGCAUAGAGAGAGGGAGACACAGAAUUGGAAGCAGGCUCCAUCCAGGCUCUAAGCUGUCAGCACAGAGCCCGACUCAGGGCUCGAACUCACGAGCCAUGAGAUCAUGAGCUGAAGUCAGACAUCGAACUGGCUGAGCCACCCAGGUGCCCCCAAAUAUAAUUAACUUUGAUUAUCCAAAAGGAAAAUGAACAGUGAUUCAGGUAAUUCCGUAUAACAGGGAAUCUUGUUUCUCAUUGGUGGUUCUGAAACAUAUUAAGUGGUUUUUUUUAGUAGCAGAUUUACUUUUCUGUUUGUUUUGUCUUGAUAUUGACAUAUUGUCAUUUCUUGAGUACUGUCUGUGGUGUCUAAAUGGGGUGUCUCUCCCAAUCAGAUGAGGGCCCCAAAUGAUCACUGAUCAGGUGGAAGCUGAUGGUGCAGGCAGUGCCAAGAAUUCACCCAAGGCAGAACAAAGGAGAUGGAAGUUUAUUGAAUACACCAUAGGGGAACAGUGGGGAGGACAGCCAGGGGAAGGCUGUCUGUAAUGAGGUAUAGAGGUAUAGAGGCUGUUUUUAAAGAGGGAAGGUGAAGGAGGUAUGGGGACAUAUGGAAUUCUCCCAUUUUUGGUAGCUGUGCCUAGUUGCAAGUAGCCCGUUGGUCAUUCAGGGCCUACGGAUAUUUUGAGGGGGUUACCUGAUGGGUCUGUCUGUAUUCAACCAGGUGGUCACUGUGGCCCUGUUUCUGCGUUCCAUUGCUCAAGCCUGUUUGCCUAAAAGUGGCCUCUACACUCUCUAGCUGGUUGUGGGAACUGGUUUUUUUAGUGAUAAGAAGCCAUCUUGCUAUUGGAAACUUGUAUCCCAUCCCCCCUCCCCCCACCAUAUGACGUAGAGUUGACUCCAUUUGUGUUCUGCUUACUCAAGGCCCUUGGGAAAGUAUAAAUUCUAAAGUACCAAGGUGUUACAAGAACCUCCUCCUGGCCCCCAGUUCUACAUGUACCUAGCCAUCUGGAAUCCAGUUUCCAUUAGGUGUCCAGAGAGAACAUCUGGAGUGCCUUGUCAGUGGCCACAUUUGAUGUACAAUUUCAAGGGGAUCUGGCUCCUUUAGCUCCUCUGAGAAGCUGGAACAAGUACUGAAAUGAUUGCUAAUAGAGGGAGCCACAGUGGCUGUUUUCAAUCAUCUCUGGCUGUACCAUCGAAUUUGAUUCUUCCAGAAAGCUUGAAAUUUGAGAGUAUAAGAGCAUCCAGAGGAUGGUGUACAGAGCCCUGUGAGGUUCUUUCAUUUGCAACCUCCUGCCUCCUUUCUUGUUCUAAACUCUUUCACCAGUGAGUUAGUUACUAAUGAUUGCAUCUUAGUACCUCUGCACCAUGUAGAGAAGAGGAGUUCAACUGGAAGGGAGAGUCCAGAGUUUGGAUUAGAAAACCUGUUGAGUCAAAGGGGAAUUUAGCAGAGGAACGGAAUGAAAAUUAUUUCCUUAGACAGUAGACAAAUAUUCAGGAAACACCUCUGCACCCCAAAGAUAGGCACAGCUGCCACACAGUGACUAUUAAAGGGAGGUUCAGAGUUAUGAGCAAACAGCUGAUUCUCUUGGUUCUUGGGCUGUUGCUGUUGGUGACAGGAAAUCUUGUUCCCCAAGCUGCUGGCUUCCUGUUUUAUUUUUACUCUUAGUAGAUCAGAAUGUCCAUAACAAGGAGCAGUCUGUUCCAAAGGGUUCUACUCCCCCUUUGAGCCUGAAGGGCUUUUUUUUUCCUUUUUCUUUUGGUCAGACAAUAUGUUGGUUCACUUCUAAGAUUUGUAAUACUUAGCUUUUUGUAUUCACAAUCAACUUUUUUUGGUGAUGAGCUGGUGUUUUAAGAUUUGAUGUUGUUUUUCAUCAUUCAGAACAUUGCCUGAAGCAGGUCCACCAUGCCGUUAGUAACGAGGAACAUCGAGCCAAGGCACCUGUGCCGUCAGACGUUGCCUAGCGUUAGAAGCGAGCUGGAAUGCGUGACCAACAUCACCCUGGCAAAUGUCAUCCGACAGCUGGGCAGCCUGAGUAAAUAUGCAGAGGACAUUGUUGGAGAGCUCUUUACUCAGGCAAAUACCUUUGCCUCUCGGGUAAGCUCCCUUGCUGAGAGGGUCGACCGCCUACAAGUUAAAGUCACUCAGCUGGAUCCCAAGGAAGAAGAAGUGUCACUGCAAGGAAUCAACACCCGAAAGGCCUUCAGAAGCUCUACCAUUCAAGACCAGAAGCUUUUCGACAGAAACUCUCUCCCAGUACCUGUCUUAGAAACAUAUAACACCUGUGAUACUCCUCCACCUCUCAACAAUCUUACCCCUUACAGGGACGAUGGGAAAGAGGCACUCAAAUUCUACACAGACCCUUCGUACUUCUUUGAUCUUUGGAAGGAGAAGAUGCUGCAGGACACCAAGGAUAUCAUGAAAGAGAAGAGAAAGCAUAGGAAAGAAAAGAAAGAUAAUCCAAAUCGAGGGAAUGUAAAUCCACGUAAAAUCAAGACACGUAAGGAAGAGUGGGAGAAAAUGAAGAUGGGACAAGAAUUUGUGGAAUCCAAAGAAAAGCUGGGGCCUUCUGGGUAUCCGCCCACCUUGGUGUACCAGAAUGGCAGUAUUGGCUCUGUUGAAAAUAUGGAUGGAAGCAGCUACCCACCACCACCGCAGUCAGAUUCCACUUCUCCACCUUCUCCUUCCUUCUCUGAGGACAGCUUGCCUCCCCCACCCGUAGAGUUCAGCUGCCCCGUAGACAGCAACCAAAGAGGGUCCGGUUUAGCUGGACCCAAAAGAUCCAGUGUGGUCAGCCCAAGCCAUCCACCACCAGCGCCUCCUCUGGCCUCUCCUCCAGGCUCCAAACCCGGGUUUGCUCCACCACCUGCUCCUCCACCUCCACCUCCAGUGAUGGGCGUUCCACCUCCACCACCGCCUGGAGGAUUUGGGUCUCCGGGGACCCCACCACCACCUUCACCCCCAUCUUUCCCACCUCACCCCAAUUUUGCUGCCCCUCCGCCUCCUCCCCCACCGCCCGCAGCUGACUACCCGACUCUGCCACCACCUCCCUUGUCCCAACCAGUGAUAGGCGCACCUCCUCCUCCCCCUCCUCCCCCUCCUCCGGGGCCCCCUCCUCUCCCUUUCAGUGGUGUGGAUGACCAGCCUGUUGCACCCCCACCACUUGCCGAUGCCACCAAGCCUAAGUCCUCCUUGCCUCCUGUGAGCGAUGCCCGCAGUGACUUACUUUCAGCCAUACGUCAAGGCUUUCAGCUGCGAAAGGUUGAGGAGCAGCAGGAACAAGAGAAGCGGGAUGUUGUGGGCAACGACGUGGCCACCAUCUUGUCACGUCGAAUUGCUGUGGAGUACAGUGACUCGGAAGAUGAUUCCUCUGAGUUUGACGAGGACGACUGGUCGGAUUAACUCUUUCUGCCUGCUCUCCCACCUCCUUUUUCUUUCCUGCUGCUGCCUUCUUUGAUGCCUAUCCCAACAGUCCAAUGGGGGGAAAGAGGGAGGAAAAAACAAUUUCAAGGGGCCAAAGCCUUUUCUGAAGCAACCAAAGAUAUAUCCAAGUGCUUCCUCCAAAUCAACAUAUAUUUUCCCGUCUCCCCAUAGUCAGGCCCCGUGGGGCUCCUGAGGUUCAGUAGCUGAGAUGUUCCCUCUUCCCUUCAAGUGACUGUUGCAUAUUGAAGAGAAGGAAAAACUCCAGAGCAGAUCCCUUUGAUUGGGCUUAGAUUGGAGUUGGUGCCUUCCCCUAGGAGCCAUUUUCAACUGUGGUCUUCUUCCAGAAUCCUUACCCUCACCCUUUGAAUAAUACGAGCCAUCUUCUGGUCCUAAUGCCUGCAUGGACAUGGCCAGCCCCUUUUCCCAUGCACUGAGAGGGCAGAGCAGGCCACACGUCCUAGCAGCCAGACUGCCUGCCACACCUUUUUGCCCUGGUGAGCAGGGUGAGCUACCUUUUGCUAAGCUAUCUCUAUGUCUGGAUGCCCUUUAUGCUAGGAGCCAUCAGGCCCUAAGGAGCAUCUCCCCAUCUGCCCAGAAAUUGUACCUUUCUAAAGGCUGAAGUUUUCGCCUCCCUCCCAGGCUCCCUCUCCAGAGGGUGGUGUCCAGGUGUCCCUUAAAUGUCCCUCCCUCACUACCAGGUGCGUUAGGCACCACAGCCCAGCUCAGACCUCUAAUAUCCAUGACCAAACUGACCCCAACACACUGGUGUGUGGACCUCUGCCAGCUGUCAGGAAUCAAGCUUAGAGACUCAGAGCUGCGGGACUGAAAGAAUGGUAAACUCCUUGAAUCCUGCCCUCUUGAUGAUGCUGAAAUCUGGACACGGGAAAUGACUUGCUCCAGGUCACACAGAUGAUUGGUGACAGAACUGGAGCCCAGAGUUCCUCAUUCCAAGUCACCUGUGUCUUCUGGAACCAGGUAGGGGUUCCAGACUUGCUGGAGUCUAGGCAGAGCAGUCUUGGCUCUGUGCUACUCCAGACCUUACCCCAUAGGUGGGGGUCCCAGUAGGAGGGCUCAGAGCCAGUGCCAGGCCUGUCAGUGCUGCUCAGACCCUUAUAGCCUGUCUUACAAUUCUUUGCUUCCCCUUUACUAUCACCAUUGAACCACAUGGCCUUGGGAGCCAUCCUUCUGGGGGACCAGAGGUAGUGAGAGAAGGAAGGGGGUAGGCAGCUUUGACAGGUGCUGUUUUCAAUUCCUCUGCAACUCGUCCCCUUUUUAUUUCCCCAAUUUAAGCAUAGGUUCUGCCAGCUGUAGAAACUUCAGUCCCUCAGGCUGGUGGCUGCCGCAGGUAGCUGCCUAGGGGGGCCUGGCAGCCGUGAGGAGGGCUGAAAGGCAGAGGGGCUCUGGGUCUUGUUUCCAGCUCCCUCCUCACUGCGUGCAGUGAUGUUCCCUCCCUCGCUCCCCCUCUUUCCAGAGCUAAUACACAGGUGCUAUUAUUAAAAAAAAAAACUGGUCAGCUUUGGCCAACAGUGAGGUUUCUUCUCUUCUGCCCUAACUAUUGUGUAGCCUCUUAUGCUGAAACCGGCUUCUCCUGGCUUCUCCAGCUUUCAGAGCCCUGAAACAAAGAGAAACAGGAUCUGUCUCUACCCAGCACAGCAAAUGGUUGUAGUAAUUGCCAAAGCCCUCAUAAACCCCUCCGGCUUGAGGAGAGUGUGUAAUCACGGGUACUACCGCUGUGCCCUGGCUGGAUGCUCCCCCUCUGCCUUCUUUCCUUGAACUCUGGCGUGGUGACUGAGCCAGUAGGGACCAGCAUGCCCUCCUGCUGGGGCCGCUCCAGAAUAUACCCUCCUCGCCCUCCCCAGAUCAGGUGUCUGCGGCACAGGUCUGGUACCCUGCUACAGUGCUGAGCAUACCAAGCUGUGUGUGCCCCCGCCUUGCUUCCCUCCUUGCACUUUGGAAGCUGAAGGUGCUUUCUUCAGAACCCUAAAAUGGCUGUUGAAGGUGCCCCUGGCUGCAGCCCAGCAGUGGCUGGAGAGGCAGGUGGAGGGCAGUGGUUCUCCCAAAUAGGAGUCCUGGGGCCUGGCCAGGCCAGGGUUUGGGCCUAAUGGCUUUGACUAAAUUACCCCCAUCCCCCUCCUUUCCGGAAAAGGGGGAGCCAGCGCCACUUGCUAUCAUUCUGCUCUGACCUUGAAGGGGGCGGUGUUGGCCUGGCUUCUGGAAUGGACACAAUCCGCCCUGGAAAGGGCUGGGGGCAGGAGCGGGGGUGGGGGGGUUGGGGGGGCACUGCCUGCGGAAGGUAGGAUUAGAUCAUUAGCUCAGUGACCUCCUAGGGUUUCGAUGUGCUGUGUUCUCAUCCUACAGCUGGUUUGGUAAUGAUCUGCAAGUCCCGGAGAGCAACAGCACAGCUCUGCCUGACGCUCUCAUUAAAAUCUAUGCAGCCAAGCUCUGUGCUUUGUAGCAGCCGGCCUUGCGAAGCCUCCUCAGCUCUGGGGGCUGGGGACCCAGUCAGCCGAGAGGCCCUCUGGGCUCUAUUUAUGCAUAUGCGCAUCCUCCCACCCCCCCACCCCCAAAAAACCCAACUUCUUUAAACCCAGAGCCCUUUAAGAUGAUAAAGGACCCUGUUCAGGUAAUUGUGUGUCUUUGGAAUCCUGUAAUUGUAGAAUGCAAAGUUUAGUGAUUAUUUAAACUGGGCCAAGGCUGGUAGGAGUAUGGAGCAAUGGCUCAUAAGGACUCUUAAGCUCUGAAGCCAAGGAGCCACCUCCCUUCCCUGGCCUGCCCAGCCCAGGGGACCUGCCCCCAUUCCUGUGGCCCAGGGACCCAGCUUCCAUUCGGCAGUGUCAGAAGUGACUUGUGGCUUUGCCAUGCUUGUGAGAUGACUACAUUCCAAAGGAGCAGCUACCGGGAGGGGGUAGGCUCUGCAGUCCCUUGGAGGGCUCAGAGCAGCUGGCCCAAGCUCCAGCUCGCCUCCAACGGAAGCUCAAGCGCCCUCAGAAACGACCCUGGCCAAUGUCACCGCAGAGCCGAGGCGGUGUUGUCAGGGCUAAUGUGAAAUCUCUUCCCGUGGCGCCGAUCCUCCGGCUCUGCAGCGCCAGCUUGGACAGAUUGAGGUCUCUGUGGCUUUGGUGACCCUGCUUAAGCAUUCCCACCGUGUCCCAGCUCGGCUCUCUGCCUGCCUCCCUCUGCAGCCCCCCUCACCUGACCUCAGGGCCUGGGGAGGGGGCCAGUGCCCCCAGGGCAAGGGGCUUUUGCUCCAGAGAAGUGUCAGGCUUCCUGGGGGCAUCAGGCUUUGAGCUCUACUGGGGUCCUGCAUACCUGGGACCAGGUUUCGCUAGGAGAUUGUGCCUCAUAUUGUGUCUCAGUGAGGGCUAGGGAACAAUUCUGUUACUGUAUUAACUUAACUCAGUUAACUCACUUGAGAAACUAACCAGUUUUUACUUUCUGUCUAGAAUGAUGUACAUGUAGGAGAGUGAGCUGUAAAGCUCCCAAAGUGCCUUGUUUUCUCUGAUAUAAAUAUAUUUAUAAGGACCUAUUCCAGUGGAUUCUUGGGUAUGUUUGCCACAUCGAUUUUUAGGGAGUGGGCCUAUAACAUUGUAGGGAAAUGGUCUGGAAAUGGGUCCCUUUCCCCUGAGGGUGGGAAAGGAGAUUCAGAGAUCUGUGAGGGUGAGGUUAAACCAAACCCCUGAGGUGACCCUUUCCUCUUCGCUGUACUCCUCCUCUUAGGCCCUUAGGAGGAUGUCCUGUUUUUUUUAAAGCCCCGUGGCUCCAAGCCUGGCCUCAUUUGUUUCCCUGCCAGGCUCAUGUGUGGACCACAUUAGCACCCCCAUGACCUGAGGAUUCCAUGUAACAAUUUUAUAUAUACAUGCGAAUAUGUAAAUGCCGACAUUUUAAAUAAUUUGAUAAAGUCUUUGUAGCUACUCAGCCA